CAAGGCCAAACCAAACAAAGCACAAACAGGAAACCCAUCCCCAAAGACAAAACCCUCGCACCCAAAAUCCCUCUCAAUCCCUCAAAAAACCCUAACCCUAAUUUAUCUAGUAAAAUCAUCGGAUUCAAAUCGGUGGUCUGGUUGAUUCGUUCGAAAUUGAGAGAUAGAUUGAAGGAUGUCUGCGGCGGUGUGCGGAAGCAAGAGGUCUUUCUUCGAAGAUCAAUCGCCGCCCCUCGCACAGAGGCUUCCUCCGUCGCCGGUCCUCACAAAGAGGCAGCGCCGUUCGUCUUCUACCUCUCCCAUUCGCUUCGCUGCUCCGUAUCUUCUCGAGCAGCUUCGCUCUCUUUUCCCUCACAUGGACCCUCAGGUUCUUGAGAGAGCAUUGGAAGAAUGUGGCAACGAUAUGGAUGCUGCCAUCAAGAGGCUGCAUGAACUUUGCCUAGGAUCUGCGGAGGAAACUUCUGCAUCUGCUGAACAAACAGCUGAUGCCGUAGCUAAUGGUCUAUUGUCUAAUGAUGAAGCUGCAGCCACUACUGAGAAUCCAUUGGUUCAAAACAACCUUCCUGCAGAUGGUGCAGAAUGGGUUGAGUUGUUUGUAAGGGAAAUGAUGAGUGCCAGUAGUGUGGAUGAUGCUAGAGCCCGUGCUGCUAAAGUUUUAGAGGUUUUAGAAAAAUCCAUCAGUGAACGUGCUGGUGCUGAGGCAGCCCAAAGUUUUCAGAAGGAAAAUAUGAUGCUGAAACAACAAAUUGAAGGAUUGGUAAGGGAGAAUACCAUUCUGAAGCGUGCUGUAGCUAUCCAGCAUGAACGUCAGAAAGAAUUUGAAGAGAGGAACCAGGAAUUACAGCAUCUGAAGCAGCUAGUUUCUCAGUAUCAGGAGCAGUGUAGAACACUAGAGAUUAACAACUAUGCUUUGACAAUCCGUCUGAAGCAGGCGGAGCAAAGCAACUCCAUCCCUGGACGUUUCCACCCUGACAUCUUUUAAUUUGAAGAAAUAAAAAUAAAAUGUAGCAUAUUGAUGAUAUAGAGUCAGCAAUACAUGCUGCGUCUUGAGCCGUUUGAAAGUUGUCCGUCCAAGUUUGAAAGUUUGUCUGUCCAAGUACGUGUAGCGUUUGUAGAUUGCUGCUGCUCUAUGUCUUUAAUGUUCCCAGUCUCAGGUCAGUGGAAAUUUGUCAAACUGAAAUCCCGCAACUGAAUACUUUGGUUUGUAUUGGUGAAUUUGUAUUUUGCUUCUAUCAAGUUUGUAAUGGAAUUUAACAUAAAAGUGAGAACAUGAUUACCGUUGGUGGA
This is a messenger RNA of Pyrus x bretschneideri (Chinese white pear), 1287 nucleotides long. RefSeq lists its product as uncharacterized. The transcript is spliced from 5 exons. The coding region runs from base 176 to 982 and encodes 268 amino acids. Gene Ontology annotation, molecular function: ubiquitin binding. NCBI's taxonomy places the organism in Eukaryota, Viridiplantae, Streptophyta, Magnoliopsida, Rosales, Rosaceae. The record is from RefSeq and is a predicted model, not a curated record.